AUGACGAACCGGACCGCUCCGCUUCCUGUUUGGCUUCUGGACCGGAGCGGGACGGAGAGACGCGCGCGCUGCCUGGUCCGGACGGGACCCGACGGGACCGUGGGUCCAGCUGCGUGUUUCCUGUUGAUCCACGCAGGGAAGAGACGCGAACAGGGCCGGGUGGAGGAGUUAGAGCCGCCGGCUGAGCCGGUCCUGAAGACGGCCAGUGGAGAUGGUUCCGACCCGCUGUCCGCGCUCCUGCUGCGGCUGGCGGCCGCUGUGAUCACCGUCUGCAGCGAUGUAGUCAGCCUCUUCAUCUGCGUCCUCCUCAUCCUCAGCGACCCGUCCCACCUGAAGAUGAUCCUGCUGCGCCGGUUCCGAGUCCUCAUCCUCACCGUCUUCCUGGUGGCCUGCUCCAUGCACAUCAUGGUGGACCUGCUGCCCAAGCUGGAGCGCCAGGGCGCCGGCUGCUCCUGCUCGCACGGCCCGGCCCCGGCUCCGGAGCGCGGCUGGGCCGAACCGGGCUGGCCCGACAAGCACACGCUGCGGAUCCUGCAGGACUUCAGCAGCGAGCCCGGAUCCAACGCGUCCUCCCGAGCCCUGGACCGGCUCCCUUUGGACGGGGCGCCGGCCCCGGAGCCGCCGGGCCCGCGGGGCGACAGGAGCAGACUCUUCCUCCAGGGGCCGGCGGCGGCCCGGCUCGGUCCAGCCCGGGGUUCGAGGCUGGCGCUCCUGUUUGAGCAUCCCCUCUAUAGACGAUCUGUGCCGCCGCUCACGGAGGAAGACACGCUGUUCAACGUGAACACGGACAUCAGGUUCGACCCCAAAGCGGCGGAGGACCAGGCGUGGACCGGCGAGGGCGCCGAYGACGAGCCGAGCCCGACGGGCGAGCUGACGGCCGAGUCGUACCCCAACUGGCUGCGCUUCCACAUCGGGAUCAACCGCUACGAGCUGUACGGCCGGCACAGCCCGGUGGUGGAGGCGCUGCUCAGGGACCUGCUGACCCAGAGGAUCACCAGCGUGGGUGAGUCCACACGACCUCUGACCUUUCAUGCUGGGCGUUUUGAGUCACGCAGACUGUUUCUGGUAGGAACUAAGACGUGGAGCCCGGGUUCCACCGGAUCCCCACAACGGCAGUCGGGGGGCGGAGCCUGGGCCCACACGCUCAGGGGUCGUUUUUUUGACAUUGAGCUGCAGGUUCAUGCUGGUUCUGUGCUGAUCAGCGUUGCUCCAUCGUCCCUCAGCGUCUCCUGUCCUUCUGUCUCUGUGUCCAACAGGAUCCUGGACUUCCGCCGAGUCCCUCCAGUCGCCGGCCGGCUGCUCAACAUGACCAAAGAGAUUCGAGACGUAACCAGAGACAAGAAGCUGUGGAGAACCUUCUUCAUUUCCCCAGCCAACAACGUGUGUUUCUACGGUGAAUGCUCCUACUACUGCUCCACUGAACACGCGCUGUGUGGGAAACCCGACCAGAUCGAAGGCUCGCUGGCCGCCUUCCUGCCCGACCUCGCCCUGGCCAAGCGCAAGACCUGGAGGAACCCCUGGAGGCGCUCCUACCACAAGCGCAAGAAGGCAGAGUGGGAGGUGGACCCGGAUUACUGCGAGGAGGUGAAGCAGACGCCGCCGUACGACAGCGGCUCGCGGCUGCUGGACGUCAUGGACAUGACGGUCUUCGACUUCCUGAUGGGAAACAUGGACCGGCACCACUACGAGACGUUUGAGAAGUUCGGGAACGAGACUUUCAUCAUCCACCUGGACAACGGCAGAGGCUUUGGGAAACACUCCCAUGAUGAGACGUCCAUCCUGGCUCCGCUGCUGCAGUGCUGCAGGGUCAGGAAGUCCACCCACCUGCGUCUGCAGCUGCUGGCGAAGGAGGAGUACAAGCUGUCGGUUCUGAUGGCCGAGUCCAUGACGCGGGACCGGCUCGACCCGAUUCUCAUCCAGCCUCACCUGGACGCCAUGGACCGCCGCCUGCGCCUGGUGCUGAAGGCGCUGUCCGACUGCAUCGACAAGGAGGGCUACGGCUACGUGGUGGAGAACGACCUGCAGGGGGCGCCGGGGGCCCGCGGCGGCCCCAGGACGAGGUAGCCAGGGGUCUGGGUCCGACCCACUCCCAGGAGAACCGACUGGACCGCGACCUGAAGCCCAAACCGAGCCAGAACCACCGGGUUUCACCUGGACUCCUUCAAAUCAACAUGUAGCUUAGAACCAACCGGGUCAAACCCAGAACUUGGGUUCUGGUGACGGAGUCUGGCCCAAUUCAGAGAAUCCUGAACUUCCAAACUCACUUCCUUAGUGCGAACUGCAGACUUUUACCACAGAAGAAGAGUUGGAUCAAAAUGAGGUUAUUUUGUAAACUUUGUUUUUUAAUCCUAUUUUUGCUGAUUCUGCCGUGUCAGCGUCUUAUCGGAGGGUUCUGGUGGGAGUACUGGUUUACUCCCGGAUCAUCUUCUCUCUAAGCUUUUACUUGACAGCGUAUUUAUUAAAGUUUAUAUUUAUUGUUUGCCAAAAUGAUGUCCAUCAGAACAGCGUAGUUCUCUGAGUGGCCACCAGGGGGCAGCAGGUGAGAGUUGAACCACAUGUGAGAUGACCCGGUUCUGGUGUCUGAUGCUGGUUCUGCUUCCUGCAGCAGCUGAUCUGUUGCCUCCGACUCGCCUCUGGCUGGACGUUCAUAUAUUCAGUAGGAAACUCUAGUGCCUGUGCAAUGAUACAAAUACUUGAAUGUGUGUUUUGCUAGCUGCGGGUUCUUUGUGUGUCCGGUUCUGUGUCCGGUUCUGUGGCGGUUCUGUGGCGGUUCUGUGGCGGCCUCAGCAGGGUGAGUGGCUGAAAUCACGCAGAACGUGGUUCUACAGUGAAAAAGCUUCUUUUGAUUUUCUUUCUCUCUUUGUUUUUAUUUCAUUUCUUCUUCUUUCUUUGCAUCUUGGUAUCAGUGCAA
This is a messenger RNA of Poecilia reticulata (guppy), 2911 nucleotides long. NCBI's taxonomy places the organism in Eukaryota, Metazoa, Chordata, Actinopteri, Cyprinodontiformes, Poeciliidae. The record is from RefSeq and is a predicted model, not a curated record.